Messenger RNA from Sorex araneus (European shrew), 981 nucleotides. RefSeq names its product olfactory receptor 14A16-like. The record is from RefSeq and is a predicted model, not a curated record. The coding region runs from base 1 to 981 and encodes 326 amino acids. Gene Ontology annotation, molecular function: olfactory receptor activity; G protein-coupled receptor activity; odorant binding. Gene Ontology annotation, biological process: G protein-coupled receptor signaling pathway. Lineage: Eukaryota; Metazoa; Chordata; Mammalia; Eulipotyphla; Soricidae. The transcript has a single exon. Gene Ontology annotation, cellular component: membrane.
AUGCAGAAUGUUUCCCCAGGAAUGAACACUAGCUCUGUGGUGACAGAAUUCCUGCUGCUGGGUUUCUCUGGCCCCUGGAAGCUCCAUUUCUUGCCAUCUGGGGUUUUUUUGCUGGUUUACCUGGUGGCCCUGGCAGGCAACGGCCUCAUCCUCACGGUCACAGCCCUGGACCCUCACCUGCACACACCCAUGUACUUCUUUGUGCGGAACCUGUCCCUGCUAGACCUGUGCCUCAUCUCGGCUGUCGUGCCCAAGGCUGUGGCCAACGCCCUGACACACAGGGCCUCCAUCUCCUUCCUGGGCUGUGCUGCACAAGUCUUCCUGGUGCUCUUCUCAGCUGUGGUGGACCUGUUCCUCCUCACAGCCAUGUCCAUGGACCGCUACGCAGCUAUCUGCCACCCCUUGCACUAUGAUGGCAUCAUGACCAGGGCCACCUGUGCACAGCUCGUGGCUCUGUCCUGGCUCUGUGGUGCCUUCAUCUCUCUUGUACACACGGCAGAGGUCUUCUCCCUGUCUUACUGUGACCUCAACGAAUUGCAGCAGUUCUUCUGUGACAUCCCCCAGCUCUUAGCCAUCACAUGCUCGGAGAGUGUGAUGACAGAAAUUGUGCUCAUUCUCACUAACGCCUUCCUGGACUUCACUUGCUUUAUCUGCAUCAUAAUCUCCUACAUCUGCAUAUUCGCCACAGUCAGGAAGAUUCCCUCCACGGAGGGGCAGUCCCGUGCCUACUCCACCUGCCUCCCACACCUGGCCGUGGUUGUGCUUUUCCUCUCCACCGCCUUCAUUGCUUACCUGAAGCCUAUCCUAGGGGCCCCUUCAUCCGCCGACCUCGUCUUAUCCUCGUUCUAUGUUUUGUUGCCCCCUUCUCUCAACCCCAUCAUCUACAGCCUAAGAAACAAGGACGUGAAGGCAGGUUUGAAGAAGCUAAUCACUAGGAAGCUCUUGACAAAAGAGAACCUCAUGACUUUCCUCCUGGAAUAG